UCGGCUCCGCGCGGCGACUACCGCGGCGCUUCCGCCUGGCCGGCCACGGCCCGGUGUGAACGGCGCCGCAAUGUGGCUGGGCCCGGAGGAGGUGCUGGUGGCCAACGCGCUGUGGGUGACGGAGCGGGCCAACCCCUUCUUCGUGCUGCAGCGGCGCCGGGGCCACGGCAAGGGCGGCGGCCUUACGGGUCUUCUCGUGGGCACCCUGGAUGUGGUGCUGGACUCCAGUGCCCGGGUGGCCCCUUACCGCAUCCUGCACCAGACCCAGGACUCGCAGGUCUACUGGACAGUGGCGUGCGGUUCUUCCCGCAAAGAGAUCACAAAACACUGGGAAUGGCUGGAAAAUAACUUACUCCAGACACUGUCCAUCUUUGACACUGAGGAAGACAUCACCACCUUCGUCAAGGGCAAGAUACACGGCAUCAUCGCAGAAGAGAACAAGAACCUGCAGCCCCAGGGAGAUGAGGACCCUGGGAAAUUCAAGGAGGCCGAGCUGAAAAUGCGGAAGCAGUUUGGGAUGCCCGAGGGAGAGAAGCUGGUCAACUACUACUCCUGCAGCUACUGGAAGGGCCGCGUGCCCCGGCAGGGCUGGCUCUACCUGACCGUCAACCACCUGUGCUUCUACUCCUUCCUGCUGGGCAAGGAGGUGAGCCUGGUGGUGCAGUGGGUGGACGUCACACGGCUGGAGAAGAAUGCCACGCUGCUCUUCCCUGAGAGCAUCCGUGUGGACACCCGGGACCAGGAGCUCUUCUUCUCCAUGUUCCUCAACAUCAGCGAGACCUUCAAGCUCAUGGAGCAGCUGGCCAACCUUGCCAUGCGGCAGCUACUGGACAGCGAGGGCUUCCUGGAAGACAAAGCACUGCCCAGGCCCCCCCGGCCGCACAGCAACAUCUCGGCUCUGAAGCGAGACCUGGACGCUCGAGCCAAGAACGAGUGCUACUGUGCCACGUUCCGGCUGCCCGGGGACGAGCGCCUGGACGGCCACACAGGCUGCACCCUGUGGACCCCAUUCAACAAGCUGCACAUCCCUGGCCAGAUGUUUAUCUCCAGCAACUACAUCUGCUUUGCCAGCAAGGAAGAGGAUGCUUGCCACCUCAUCAUACCCCUGCGGGAGGUGACCAUUGUGGAAAAAGCUGAUAGCUCCAGUGUCCUGCCCAGCCCUCUGUCCAUUAGCACUAAGAGCAAAAUGACCUUCCUGUUUGCCAACCUGAAAGACCGCGAUUUCUUGGUUCAGAGGAUCUCUGACUUCCUCCAGAAAAUGCCAUCCAAGCCGCCAGGCAACAGCAGAGCGGGGAGGAAAGCCAGCAUUGUGGACUCAGCCCCAGAGUCUUCCCCAGCUUCUCAGGAGGUGUCAGAACAGCCUGCCAGCCCGACCUCACCCCUCGGUGGCCUCCAGGGGUCCCAUGCACAGGAGGCUCCAACCGCUUCCCAGGGCCUGCUCAAACUCUUCCAGAGAAACACGCCCAUGGAGGACCUGGGAGCCAAGGGGGCCAAGGAGAAGAUGAAAGAGGAGUCGUGGCACAUCCACUUUUUUGAGUACGGGCGCGGCAUGUGCAUGUACCGCACCGCCAGGACGCGGGAGCUGGUGCUGAAGGGCAUCCCCGAGAGCCUCCGGGGGGAGCUGUGGCUCCUCUUCUCUGGGGCCUGGAAUGAGAUGGUGACUCACCCUGGCUACUAUGCUGAGCUGGUGGAGAAGUCCACAGGGAAGUACAGCCUGGCCACGGAGGAGAUCGAGCGAGACCUCCACCGCUCCAUGCCCGAGCACCCUGCCUUCCAGAAUGAGCUCGGGAUCGCUGCACUCCGCCGGGUGCUGACUGCCUACGCUUUCCGAAACCCCACCAUUGGCUACUGCCAGGCCAUGAACAUCGUCACCUCAGUGCUCCUUCUCUAUGGCAGCGAGGAGGAGGCAUUCUGGCUGCUGGUGGCCCUCUGUGAACGCAUGCUGCCCGACUACUACAACACCAGGGUGGUUGGGGCCCUGGUGGACCAAGGCAUCUUCGAAGAGCUCACGAGAGACUUCCUGCCCCAGCUCUCCGAGAAGAUGCAGGACCUGGGGGUGAUUCCCAGCAUCUCGCUCUCCUGGUUCCUGACCCUCUUUCUCAGCGUCAUGCCCUUUGAGAGCGCUGCGGUCAUUGUUGACUGCUUCUUCUACGAGGGCAUCAAGGUGAUCCUGCAGGUGGCCUUGGCCAUCCUGGAUGCCAACAUGGAGCAGCUACUGGGCUGCAGCGACGAGGGCGAGGCCAUGACCGUCCUGGGCAGAUACCUGGAUAAUGUGGUCAAUAAGCAGAGUGUCUCUCCUCCUAUCCCACACCUCCAUGCCCUGCUGACGAGUGGAGAUGACCCUCCUGAAGAGGUGGACAUCUUCGACCUCCUGAAAGUAUCAUAUGAGAAAUUCAGCAGCCUGAGGGCCGAGGACAUUGAACAGAUGCGGUUUAAACAGAGGCUGAAAGUGAUCCAGUCCUUGGAGGAUACGGCCAAGAGGAGUGUGGUUCGAGCUAUACCUGGGGACAUUGGUUUCUCAAUUGAAGAGCUGGAGGACCUUUACAUGGUGUUUAAGGCCAAGCAGCUGGCGAGUCAGUACUGGGGGAGCAGCCGCCCUGCAGCUGUGCGUCGGGACCCCAGCCUGCCCUACCUGGAGCAGUACCGCAUCGACACGAACCAGUUCCAGGAACUCUUUGCCAGCCUGACACCCUGGGCCUGUGGCUCCCACACAUCUGUGCUGGCGGGGCGCAUGUUUCGGCUCCUGGAUGAAAAUAAGGACUCGCUGAUCAACUUCAAGGAGUUCGUGACAGGGAUAAGUAGGAUGUACCAUGGGGACCUGACAGAGAAGCUCAAGGUGCUCUACAAGCUGCACUUGCCUCCAGCCCUGAGCCCAGAGGAGGCUGAGUCAGCCCUGGAAGCGACCCAUUAUUUCACUGAGAACAGCUCCUCAGAAGCAUCUCCUCUGGCCUCCGACCUGGACCUUUUCCUGCCCUGGGAGGCUCAAGAAGCACUACAGCAGGAAGAGCAAGAGGGAGCUGGAAAUGACAUCCAAGAAAAAAGAAGAGGUGUAUAUAUAGGCCAACAUCUGCUGAUGCUGGUAGAGGUCUCAGGAUGGAGAUUAAUUUUUUUCUCCCAACUCGCAGAGGAGAAGGGAACCAGCCCUCCUGACUAUCGGCACUACCUUCGAAUGUGGGCCAAGGAGAAAGAGGUUCAGAAGGAGACGAUUAAGGAUCUUCCCAAGAUGAACCAGGAGCAGUUCAUAGAGCUGUGCAAGACGCUUUACAACAUGUUCAGCGAAGACCCCAUGGAGCAGGACUUGUACCACGCUAUCGCCACGGUGGCCAGCCUGCUGCUCCGCAUUGGGGAAGUGGGGAGGAGGUUCUCUGCAUGGUCGGGCAGAGGAGAGUCCAGGGACAGUGCCCCUGAGGAGGGCGAGCCGCCAGCCCCACACCCCCCUCAAGACGUGGCCCAGGAGCUUCAGCCGCCAGCUGCAGGGGACCCCCAGGCCAAAGCGGGUGGAGACACCCACCUUGGGAAAGCACCGCAGGAGAGCCAGGUGGUGGGCGAAGGGGGCGGCGGUGAGGGGCGGGGCUCCCCCCCCCAGCCUCUGUCUGACGAUGAAACCAAAGAUGACAUGUCCAUGUCCUCGUACUCAGUGGUCAGCACGGGCUCCCUGCAGUGUGAGGACCUGGCUGAUGACACAGUGCUGGUGGGUGGGGAGGCCCACAGCCCCGUGGCCACCACUCACAGUGGGGGUGCUGUUGAUACAGACUGGUGCAUCUCCUUCGAGCAGAUCCUGGCCUCCAUCCUGACGGAGUCCGUGCUGGUGAACUUCUUUGAGAAGAGGGUAGACAUUGGACUCAAGAUCAAGGACCAGAGGAAGGUGGAGAGACAGUUUAGCACCUCCAGUGACCAUGAGCAGUCUGCAGUUUUGGGCUGAGGGCUCCAAGGCCUGGGGGCUGGCCUCUCUCUCCUCCCUCCCUCCCGUUCUGUUUUCUCUUGAAGGACACACCCCUCCAGUUCUCCCCAGAAGCAGUGAGUUGUAAAUGGAAAGAAGGCUGAACAGUCGCAGUUGGGACCUAGGCAGGGGCUCCCCACCCCCUCGUUCUGCCUUGGACCUCCUGGCCCCUGCAUAGUGUCAGGGGCUCUCUGAUCUGCCCUUGCUUGCCCUGCACUGUGGCCAGGCCACACCCUGUCCUCCACCUCCUCUUCUGCAGCUGCGUGCUCCGGGGGCUUUCCUGCCACUUGGCGCCAGGUAGGGGGGUCGAGUGCCUAUUGGGCACCAAAGUGGUGAGAACUUCGAGAUGCUCUCCAGAAGCCCCUGAGCCUGAGCUUCUGGCUGGGGGACAUGGGCAGAAAGCAUCUGCUGCACCAGGGUGGGUGCCGCCUGCACAGGCGUUACUCUCAAUUCUCUUUCAGCUCAUCAUCCUCACCAUUAACCUUAAAAGCAUAUCCCUCAGGUCCUGAUAUAUUUCCUUGUAUUCAUUUCAGUUGGCUAAAAAUCACACUAUGCUCAAUGCCUUAAUAAAUCCCUGAAAGAACUAAAAACUA
Molecule: messenger RNA, 4533 nt
Organism: Lagenorhynchus albirostris (white-beaked dolphin)
Lineage: Eukaryota; Metazoa; Chordata; Mammalia; Artiodactyla; Delphinidae
Gene: TBC1D9B
Product: TBC1 domain family member 9B
Exons: 22
Coding region: 71-3922 (1283 amino acids)
Molecular function (GO): calcium ion binding
Source: RefSeq, a predicted model, not a curated record